Messenger RNA from Trichomonas vaginalis G3, 576 nucleotides. RefSeq lists its product as uncharacterized. Lineage: Eukaryota; Parabasalia; Trichomonadida; Trichomonadidae. The record is from RefSeq and is a predicted model, not a curated record. Bases 1 to 576 code for a protein of 191 amino acids. The transcript has a single exon.
AUGACUGACUGCAUUUUCUGGCAGCAAACGCUUAAACCUGGCGAAAAAAUUGCUUUAGAAAAUGAAAUUGGUGAAAGCUGCAUUGAAGUCCAAUCUGCAUCUAUUUUUGAUCUUAAUGAUCAAGAUCCAAAUUCUGCUUGCCGUGUUUUUGCGUAUAUUCAUUGUCCAACUGAAGUUCCAGAUAGCGAUACUGAACAGAACGAUCAAAAACAAGAUAAGGCUCCAAUCCAAGAAGAAAAAAUAAAUAAAAUUCUUUUUGCUUCAAUUCUCCCAUCCCAAAGAGAAACUUGUGACAUAUCAUACAUCAUUUGUCCAUUUGAUUUUUUGGAAUUAGAAAAUACCAGUAAAGCCACAAUCACAAUCAAAGGCGUUUACCAAAUGGUUGAUUUAGAUUCAGAUGAAGAAGAAGAUGCAAAUGAAGAAGAAGAGCAACAUGCUGAAGAAGAAGAAGAAGAACAAAAACCAUCCAAAAAAGGAAAAUCUAAGAAAGAUGCUGAAGACGAGGAUGAAGAAAUAGAUACAAACGAAAUUGUUUCUAAAGUUAUGAACCAUAUGAAGAAGCAUCAAAAGAAAUAA